AACAGCUGAAAUAGUAGUCCAUUGUAAUGUGCAACAGAAACUUGCGUUUUUGUUAUUUUCAGCUGCUACAGAAAAGGAUGUAUGAUGAAUUUGAGCCUAACAGCAUGAAUUUUAAGCGUAAUAUCUGUAGCAGUCAUGGGUUCACAGCGGGGACUUUAAAACUCCAAUUAUUGGACUUUAUUCAAUAGAAAAGGCUUGUAAAUCUCAGAGAAAAACAAUUUAUGCAGCUAAUUUAUUCAUAUGAAUGAGCUUUAAAUGAUGUACCUUCUCCAUUCUGUCCUGUCUUUCCUGAACAGUUGUUGAAUGUUUAGACGGACAGCGUUUUCCCGGGCUUCUCUACAAUGCUGUAUACUUUAGCAGGAGGAGGCACGCUCUGUGGUGUGGCCGCCCUCGUGCUUCUCAUUGUUUCUACGGCAACGGACUUCUGGAUGCAAUAUCGAUACUCGGGUAGCUCGGCCAAUCAGGGCCUUUGGAGGUUCUGCAUCAACCACAAAUGUCAUGCUCACACCAUAACUGUAGCCUUCUGGGAUGCAACACGGGCCUUCAUGCUGCUGGCCGUGCUGAGCUGUUUCGCCGGUGUGGUGCUCGGCCUGAGCGCCUUCACCAACGGCACCAAGAACCGGAGGGUACGCACAGGUGGCAUCGCCCUGGUGCUGUCAGGUUUUCUUGCUCUGCUGGCUUUGGCAAUCUACACUGGAGUGACUGUCACCUUCUUUGGCAAACGCUUCUUGGACUGGCGCUUCUCCUGGUCCUAUAUCCUGGGCUGGGUGGCCAUCAUUCUGGCUUUUGCUGCAGGUGUGUUCCAGCUCUGUGCUUAUCAGCGGACCACUGCAGAACCUGCUCCUUCAAAUAACCAAGACACCUGAACAAGAUGCAACAGCAUUUAGCCCUAAGACUGUUGCAUUGGAUGUCACUGCUGCUUUGAGUACCUAGA
Molecule: messenger RNA, 934 nt
Organism: Acanthochromis polyacanthus (spiny chromis)
Lineage: Eukaryota; Metazoa; Chordata; Actinopteri; Pomacentridae
Gene: lim2.2
Product: lens intrinsic membrane protein 2.2
Exons: 4
Coding region: 342-866 (174 amino acids)
Cellular component (GO): plasma membrane
Molecular function (GO): structural constituent of eye lens
Source: RefSeq, a predicted model, not a curated record